This is a messenger RNA of Lontra canadensis (Northern American river otter), 2535 nucleotides long. RefSeq names its product BTB domain containing 3 (gene BTBD3). Lineage: Eukaryota; Metazoa; Chordata; Mammalia; Carnivora; Mustelidae. Bases 557 to 2149 code for a protein of 530 amino acids. Gene Ontology annotation, molecular function: protein binding. Gene Ontology annotation, cellular component: cytosol. The record is from RefSeq and is a predicted model, not a curated record. Gene Ontology annotation, biological process: dendrite morphogenesis; cerebral cortex development; neurogenesis. The transcript has 4 exons.
AGAAUGCAACUGCUGUUCCUUUAACAUUAGAGCUAUGCACGUUACAAUAGGUGUCACUGUUUUGCUUGGUCCAAUCAUGAUUGGUGACUUCAGCUAUUGGCUCCGAGCACUGGCUGUCUGACUCCAUCUGCAGGGCUGUAAUACCUACUCUCCUCCGAUCCAUUCACCACACAACUUCAGCCGGCUGAACAGACUCGCAGGGCUCCAGCACAUCUUGCUAACCUAAUUCAGAAAACAAGCGCUACGGCUCUCUCUCUGCCUGUCAUCUUCGCUCAGUCUAGCAUUUUUCAGGUGAUCUAGGAAACUGGGUUAUUUUUAUGAGCAAAUAAGAGAAAUAGGAAUCAUGAUGGAGAUGUAUUUUGCAGACCCAGUACUGGAUAAAACUUAAAGCCAGUUUCUAUUCAACAUAGUGAAAAGGUCACCUUGUCCGGCUGAGAAAAGAAGCAAAAUAGCAGCUUGUUGGUUUCUGUUAACAUCUUGGCUCAUGCCAGCCUCUUUCCCUUGAUGUGUGCACCAGUUUGGGAUAUCUAGCUAUAAAGAGAGACAUACUGUACUCAUGGUAGAUGACAAGGAAAAGAACAUGAAAUGUCUCACCUUCUUCUUGAUGCUUCCAGAGACGGUAAAGAAUAGGUCCAAGAAAAGCUCAAAGAAGACAAAUAGUGGCGGUGGCGGCGGCGGCGGCAGCGGCAGCAGCAGCAGCAACAGCAAGUUGCCCCCAGUUUGUUAUGAAAUAAUUACCUUGAAGACUAAAAAGAAGAAGAAGAUGGCUGCUGAUAUAUUCCCUCGUAAAAAACCAGCCAACUCCAGCAGCACCACUGUCCAGCAGUACCACCAGCAGAAUCUCAGUAACAACAACCUCAUUCCAGCCCCAAACUGGCAGGGUCUCUAUCCCACCAUUAGAGAAAGAAAUGCGGUGAUGUUCAAUAAUGAUUUGAUGGCAGAUGUACAUUUUGUGGUUGGGCCACCAGGUGGGACUCAGCGGUUGCCAGGACACAAAUAUGUUUUAGCUGUUGGGAGCUCUGUGUUCCAUGCAAUGUUUUACGGAGAACUUGCUGAGGACAAAGAUGAAAUCCGUAUACCAGAUGUCGAACCUGCUGCUUUUCUCGCUAUGCUGAAAUAUAUCUAUUGUGAUGAAAUUGACUUGGCUGCUGACACAGUGCUGGCCACUCUUUACGCUGCCAAAAAGUACAUUGUCCCUCACCUCGCCAGAGCCUGCGUUAAUUUCCUGGAGACCAGCCUGAGCGCCAAGAACGCCUGUGUGCUCCUCUCCCAGAGCUGUCUGUUUGAGGAGCCAGACCUGACCCAGCGUUGCUGGGAGGUGAUCGAUGCCCAGGCCGAGUUAGCUCUCAAGUCUGAGGGAUUCUGCGAUAUCGACUUCCAAACUCUAGAAAGUAUCCUCCGCAGGGAAACUCUGAAUGCCAAAGAAAUUGUGGUUUUUGAGGCAGCACUCAACUGGGCCGAAGUGGAAUGCCAGCGACAAGAUCUGGCUCUGAGCAUUGAGAAUAAGCGCAAGGUCCUGGGAAAGGCACUCUACUUGAUCCGCAUCCCCACCAUGGCCCUGGAUGAUUUUGCAAAUGGUGCUGCCCAGUCUGGAGUUCUGACUCUCAAUGAGACCAACGACAUUUUCCUCUGGUACACUGCAGCCAAAAAACCCGAGCUGCAGUUUGUGAGUAAAGCCCGCAAGGGCCUCGUCCCCCAGCGCUGUCACCGUUUCCAGUCCUGUGCCUAUCGGAGCAACCAGUGGCGUUACCGGGGCCGCUGUGACAGCAUCCAGUUUGCGGUUGAUAAGAGAGUGUUCAUUGCCGGCUUUGGGCUCUACGGCUCCAGCUGCGGCUCUGCGGAGUACAGCGCCAAGAUCGAACUCAAGCGGCAGGGCGUCGUUCUGGGGCAGAACUUGAGCAAGUACUUUUCAGACGGCUCCAGCAACACCUUCCCUGUGUGGUUCGAGUACCCAGUGCAGAUUGAGCCAGACACCUUCUACACAGCCAGCGUGAUACUGGACGGCAAUGAACUCAGCUACUUCGGACAGGAAGGCAUGACGGAAGUUCAGUGUGGCAAGGUGACUGUCCAGUUCCAGUGCUCCUCGGAUAGCACCAAUGGCACUGGGGUGCAGGGCGGGCAGAUCCCUGAACUCAUAUUCUAUGCUUGAAAACCCCUCCCGAAGCGGUGUGAGCUCUGAGGUGCACAUCUGGUUCCCACUUGCUUGAUGCUUAGCUCAUCUGCAGAGAUGUGAUCAGCGCAGGUAAUUCGUAAUGAAUGAAGCUAUAGGCAGUUUCUCAUUUCUUUCAGCCUUUUAAUUAUGUACAGGCAAAAAUGCAGCAUUCAGCUUCUAACUAUAUGCUUAAAAGAGCCAAGUUCUUAUCAAGGCUUUGUGAUUUUUAGAGUUAACGUCUAUACACCUGGAGAGAAUUUGUGCUCUUUUCCAACUGCCCCACUGACCUCCCAGUUUUGUCCCUCUUAAAACUUUCUAGAUCACCUUGAAUUUCCUUUAGGGUUUUAUUUUGACAAAUAGAAAUAAAGACUUUGAAAUAAUAA